AGUCCACGAGAACAAAAGACCACGCAAGAACGCAUAUUGAGAAAAGGCCUCAGUCUCGCGAGACCGCUGUAACUUUUCGUCAUCGGGCGUCCAAAAGUGAAACUCAACAAAAAGCAGAGACAGACAGAGAAAACAAACCAAACUAACGGCUCACCGACAGUUUCUGUUCCUCCAUAACGGAAAGCAGAGCUCGCGCGCUGCGUGCCACGAGGGACUCACCUGGUGACUCACCUGGUGAACAGUGGCGAGCUGAGAAGCGUCCCGGCCAUCAGCUGAUACCCGCGCGCAGUCCGAGAUGUCUGAUAACGGGAGCAUCGUUUUCUUCGACCUGGAGACCACGGGAUUAAACACCAAUGUGUGUGACAUCAUCCAGCUGUCGGCGGUCUGUGGAAAGCGAGUCUUCAACGCCUACAUGCUGCCGACCUGCAGGAUCACGGAGGGCGCCGGGCAGUUGACGGGCUUCGCCGUCAGGGACGGCGCGCUGUUCCGCGACGGCGUCCCCACGGGCACCGUCCCCCUCGCCGAGGCCCUCGCCUCCUUCCUCGACUUCCUGCGCUCCGUCGGGGGCCCCGUGCGGCUGGCGGCGCACAACGCCCGGCGCUUCGACGCCCCCCUGCUCACCAGGGAGCUGCGGCGGCUCCGGCUGCUGCCGCAGUUUGAGCAGGUGGUGUCCGGCUUCGUGGACACCCUGCCGCUGGCCAGGGGGCUGGAACCCGGCCUGGACAGAUACACCCAGAAGAAUCUGGUCCACCACUUCCUGGGGCAGAGCUACGACGCCCACAACGCGGCGGCGGACGCCUCGGUCCUGCAGGAGCUGUUCAGCCACUGGGACCCCAGCGCGCAGGACGUCCUGGCGGUCACCUUCUCCACUCGUCUCUUUUAAAAGGAAACGGCGACAGGAACGAAAUAUGAAAGCAAAAUAUUUCAUUUGAAACUGAACGUUUCCUUUGCAGUUCUGUUCUCAUCAUGUAGUUCACCUUGUUCUCAGGUGGUUUGUACAAACUGGAAUUUUAACAAAAAUGGCAGGGGAAUCAAGUUCUAGUGAUUUGGAGACACAUAAAUGCUUAGAACCAGAAUCAGCUUUAUUGGCCUUUGAAUUUUUACUCUGGUUUGGACUUUGUUCUCUACAUUCACACACAGAUUUUUACAAAUAAAAACAGUAGCCCAGAUGUAAGCAUAAACAAUGUAACAUGUAAUAUAUUCAAGUAUAUACAUAAAUAAAUAUGUAUACAUAUAUAUGAUGGACAAAACUUAAACACCAUGUACAAUAAUGACAGUGAAAGAUGUAUAAUGUUGAUACUGUGUACUUAUUUGUUCAAUCAUUUCGUUAUUACAUUGUAAUGUGUGUCCUACUCAAAAGUUGUGUUGUUCUAUGUCUUUCGAGUUGUAAUAAAUAAUAGUAAAUAAAUCCAGCCA
Pungitius pungitius (ninespine stickleback) is the source of this 1416-nucleotide messenger RNA. Its product is annotated as three prime repair exonuclease 2-like. The transcript has 3 exons. Gene Ontology annotation, cellular component: cytoplasm. The record is from RefSeq and is a predicted model, not a curated record. NCBI's taxonomy places the organism in Eukaryota, Metazoa, Chordata, Actinopteri, Perciformes, Gasterosteidae. Bases 296 to 883 code for a protein of 195 amino acids. Gene Ontology annotation, molecular function: 3'-5'-DNA exonuclease activity; nucleic acid binding. Gene Ontology annotation, biological process: DNA catabolic process.